AUGCCAAAGGAUUGGAUGGAUCUACCGAGGUAUAGCGAAGAGUAUAUCAAUGGUGUUAUUAGUUUUUUAGACUUUGCAUACUCUGAGGGAGAACCGGACGGACGACAAAUUCAAUGUCCUUGUAAGAGGUGUUGUAACAUUAAUUGGUAUAGAAGAGAUGUGGUAUUUGACCAUUUAGUAGCCGACGGAUUUGUUAAGGGAUAUAGAACAUGGAUUAAUCAUGGCGAAUGGGCAAUCCCGAUGGCAGUUGACGAUGACACGGAUGAUGAAGAAGGUGCACGCGAUGACAUUGAAGGACUGCUUAAUGAUGCAUUUGGAGAUGUAUCUCAUGCUGAGGGUGUUACUGUAGGUCAAAAUGAAGAGGCUAAAAAGUUUUACAAUUUAAUAGAUGGGGCAAGUCAAGAGUUAUACCCGGGUUGCAAGAAAUUUUCUACAUUAUCUUUUACCAUCCGUCUGUACUUGUUAAAGUGUUUGCACGGUUGGAGCAAUGCCUCCUUCACUUCACUUCUUGAGCUAUUGAAAGAGGCAAUGCCUGACAUUAACAUACCUUCAUCUUUCCAUAAGACAAAGUCUAUGAUAAGAGAUUUAGGUCUGGAUUAUAAAAAAAUUGAUGCUUGUCCUAAUGAUUGCCUCCUGUAUAGAAAAGAACUAAAGGAUGAAAAACAUUGUCGUGUGUGUGGAACUUCUCGAUAUACUAAAAAUUCCAGUGAUAAUAGCGAGAACCAACCUGACAUGAAAGCUAGUCUGAGGUGGCAUGAUGAGGAGCGCGUAAAAGAUGGGACGUUAAAGCAUCCUGCUGAUGGCUUGGCAUGGAAGAACCUUGAUGAAAUGGAUGAAGAAUUUGCUAAAGAAUCUCGCAAUAUUAGACUAGGCUUGUCAAGUGAUGGGUUUAACCCAUUUCGUAGCAUGAACAUUUCAUGGAGCACGUGGCCCGUGAUGCUGAUGGUAUACAACUUGCCUCCGUGGAUGUGCAUGAAACCCGAAUAUUGUAUGCUAUCUUUGCUUAUUCCUGGGCCACAAUCACCUGGUAAAGACAUUGAUGUGUAUCUACAACCAUUGAUAGAAGACUUGAAGUUGUUGUGGGAAAAAGGGGUCGAAACCUAUGAUGCGUCAAAGAAUGAGACCUUUCACAUGCGGGCAGCUCUUUUGUGGACAAUCAACGAUUUUCCUGCUUAUGCUAUGUUGUCUGGGUGGAGUACAAAGGGAAAGUUGGCUUGCCCUUGUUGCAACAAAAAUACUAGUAGCUUACAACUAAAACACAGUCGGAAGACAGUUUAUAUGGACCAUCGUGUCUUUUUACCCAUGGAUCAUCCAUGGAGAACCAAUACAAGGUCUUUUAAUGGGAAGUAG
Molecule: messenger RNA, 1350 nt
Organism: Arachis stenosperma
Lineage: Eukaryota; Viridiplantae; Streptophyta; Magnoliopsida; Fabales; Fabaceae
Exons: 2
Coding region: 1-1350 (449 amino acids)
Source: RefSeq, a predicted model, not a curated record